AUGCGGUCGUCUAUGGUUAUAAUUUUUAGUUUAAUGAGUGUUGUGUUGUGUCAUGAAAAAAGUUAUAUAAAUUUUGGUGGGUUCAUUUGUCCCCGUGAAGAAAAGGCUCUUGGAAAAUGUCUGAAGGAUGCAUUAAAUACAUACAUUCCACAACUUGCCGCAGGUAUACCUAAAUUAGAUAUACCAUCAUGUGAACCACUCCUAAUUCGGUCUCUCUCGGUCAAGCAGACGACUGGACCUCUAUCUGUAACCUCCUCCUUCUCAGAUGUUUAUGUGAGAGGGCCUUCCACUAUGCGGGUAAAAAGUAUUGACAUCCAUGCCAAGGAUCAUGAGAUAGUUGCCAGACUAUAUAUUCCAGAGUUGAGGAUGAAAGGACAAUACACAUUGAAAGGAACCCUUCUGAUGAUACCAGUGGAAGCAAAUGGAGACUUCACCUCUAAAUAUCGUGAUAUAAAUGCAACAGUUACUAUAACAUUAGGUAGAAGCAAAGUAUUUAAUGGUCUAGACACUUUAUCCUGUGAAAAACUUGAUGUAAAUUUCCAGGCUGGACAAGUAACAAUGGAUCUGGAGAACUUAUUUGGUGAUGAUAAAGAUUUAAGUAAAACAAUGAACAAUUUCGUUAAUGAAAACUGGCAGAGUAUGUCUGGAGAUUUUCAGGCCCCAAUAGAAGAGGCUCUACGUGACUUCCUAAAGCCUUUGGCAGAUCAUGCCUUCGCAACUCUGUACGCCAAUGACAUAUUUUUAUCACAAUAA
Pieris macdunnoughi is the source of this 753-nucleotide messenger RNA. Lineage: Eukaryota; Metazoa; Arthropoda; Insecta; Lepidoptera; Pieridae. The record is from the annotation of a GenBank genome assembly.